AAAGCUUAAGAAAAGGAUUACAACAAAUAUGACUUGUACUAAGUGGUACUCAACCAUUCCCCUUCUCCCUAUGCAAUGCCCAAUCUCAAAGACCCAAAACACCACAAUAACCAUUCCUCCUACUCUCAUGGUUAUCCCCACCAUUAAUUCACACAAUUCAACCUUUAAAACUUCCCUUGUUACCAAUUUACUCUCCUUGUCUCUCUCUCUAACUCUCUCCCUUUCUUCCCCAUUGUCAUCUUUAGCAAUUCCUUCAUUGAAUUCCCAAUCACAAUCCCCUCUUCCCUCCUCCACCACUCCUUUUUCCCAGUCCAAGAACUUACCAUCUGGGUUGGAAAAUGGAAAAAUUAGGGCUUGCCCAUCAGUAAAUCCUGGUUGUGUAACUACCAAUCCAAAGUCUGCCAAUUUUGAAUUCCCAUGGCAGAUUCCUGCUGAUUCUAAUGGAGAUGCUGUUCAGAAAUUGCAAGAAGCAAUUUUGAAUACACAAAAAAAUGCCAAAAUACAAGUUGUGGAAGACACACCAAUCGGACGAUACCUUCGAGCAGAAGUUGACGGAGGAUUUGGCCGAGACAUGAUGGAGUUUUUGGUGAAAGGAGAUGUUGUAACAUAUCGUUGUAUGGCUACCAAAGUAACCUACGUCUAUCCCUUUACAACAGCUUUUGGGGAUUCAAACGGCCAACAAGAGAGAAUGAAGAAAAUAGUCGAAGAACUCGGUUGGUACUCUCCCAGUCUCGACCUGAUGGAAUAAUCGUAAUGACUCAAUGGUUUCUGGAAACAAAAGGUUUUCUCAUUACUUUUGUGAUCCCGACACUCCAUUAAGAGAUGCUUCAAGAUUCGUGGAUAUCCAAACUCCAACAAGUCUAAUUCAGGCAAGAAGAUUGCUACAAUUGUAUAAACUGAACACCGGCCUCACUUCAAUACUCUUGCCAACCGUCUUGGCAAGGGAUGAACUUCCAUCAGAUUAUUUCACUCUUGCUAGCACUUCUCGUCAAGCAAGGACUUUUUGUCCUAUCUUUUGAAUGGAUCGUGAACAGUGUCGCCACAGAUCAUAUGUGCAACUCUUUUAAGUGUGUGUGAAUAAGAUUGGAGAUGUACUAUUAGCUGAUGAAAUUUCUCUUGAAGACAUACUUCGUGUUCCUACCAUUUCAACUUUGUGCAAAGAUUGUGUUGAUGACAAUAUGUCUUUAAUUUCACUCAUGAUGCAUGUCUAUUGAUGCAAUUGUUUUUUUAUCUCAAAGUAAUCCUAGUAAUUAUCAAAAAUGAAUCUUUCUAUGAAUGACCUAGAAAAGAUAUGACACUUGAGUAGAUGUGUUCAUUAGAGGGUUGAUUUCAGGUCGGUUCAAAAUCGAAUCUU
Messenger RNA from Amaranthus tricolor (Joseph's coat), 1354 nucleotides. Its product is annotated as thylakoid lumenal 17.9 kDa protein, chloroplastic. The coding region runs from base 29 to 748 and encodes 239 amino acids. The transcript is spliced from 5 exons. NCBI's taxonomy places the organism in Eukaryota, Viridiplantae, Streptophyta, Magnoliopsida, Caryophyllales, Amaranthaceae. The record is from RefSeq and is a predicted model, not a curated record.